ACGGGUUGGGGCCGGAAUCACGUUUGCAGAACAAAUUUCAAAGAUAAGAUAAAAAGGAUAUCAGAGGCUGUUAUCAAUUUUCUUAUUCUUCAAUUUAACACGAUUCGACUUGGAAAUGAACGGAAAAUUCAGGUUUGCGAUCGACAGGGGAGGCACCUUUACGGAUGUGUAUGCCCAGUGUCCGAACGGAGAUGUCAAGACUCUCAAGCUGCUCUCAGUCGACCCGGCCAACUAUGAGGAUGCACCUCGUGAAGGCAUCAGGCGCAUCAUUGAAGAGAUAACUGGGAAAAAUAUUUCAAAGAGUGAAAAAAUAAGCUGUGACAAUAUAGAAUGGAUACGAAUGGGCACAACGGUAGCUACCAACGCUCUGUUGGAAAGAAAAGGCGAAAAGAUGGCACUUGUUAUUACCAAAGGAUUUCGAGACUUGCUCUACAUUGGGAAUCAGGCACGACCUAAAAUAUUUGACUUGAAAAUCCUUAUGCCUGAAGUUUUAUAUGAAGAAGUGGUAGAGGUCAACUGUAGGAUUGUACCAGAAAUGAAGGAAAGAUGUUUGCUACCUGAUGCAAAAGCAUGGGACCUUGUAAAAAGUGUAUCAGGUGAAAGAUAUUUAAUUAAACAGCACCUCAAUGAGACAGAGGUGACAACGGAUUUAAAAAAGUUGCUUGACAAAGGGAUCAAAAGCAUCGCAGUUGUAUUAAUGCAUUCAUACAUGUGGCAUGAUCAUGAACUACAAAUUGGAAAAAUAGCAGAGAAUUUGGGCUUUACAAAUAUAUCAUUGUCGCAUCAAGUCAUGCCUAUGGUUAAAAUAGUUAACAGAGGUUAUACAGCUUGUGCUGAUGCUUAUUUGACACCUCAUAUUAAGAAAUAUGUAAAGAGUUUUGCUUCUGGCUUUAAAGAUGAUCUAAAAAAUGUAAAUGUACUUUUUAUGCAAAGUGAUGGUGGAUUAACACCGAUGACAUUGUUCAAUGGAUCUAGGGCAGUUUUGUCGGGUCCUGCCGGUGGCGUAGUUGGUUAUGCUCAAACCACACCGGGAUCAAAACCAAUAAUUGGUUUUGAUAUGGGCGGUACUUCGACUGAUGUGAGUCGUUUUGCAGGAGAAUACGAACACAUUUUUGAGUCUACUGUUGCUGGAGUUACACUUCAGGCCCCUCAGCUGGAUAUAAACACCGUGGCCGCUGGGGGUGGUUCUAGGCUUUUCUUUCGCUCUGGUCUUUUUGUAGUGGGUCCUGAAAGUGCUGGUGCUCACCCUGGGCCUGUCUGUUAUAGAAAAGGAGGAUAUCUGACAGUCACGGAUGCAAAUCUAGUUCUGGGGCGUUUGCUGCCGGAAUAUUUUCCAAAAAUAUUUGGACCUGAUGAAAAGGAACCAAUUGAUAAAGAAGCUGCCUUAGAACAAUUUGAACAAUUAAAAGAAGAGAUUAAUUCUUUCUUGUCUUCCGAAGGGGAAAAGAAUAAAUUAUCAGUUGAAGAAGUGGCUAUGGGAUUUAUUAAAGUUGCUAAUGAAAGCAUGUGUCGACCCAUAAGAGCUUUAACUCAGGUAGGAAAAGGCUUUGACACGAGAGAUCAUGUGUUGACUUGUUUCGGAGGCGCAGGAGGUCAACACGCGUGUGCAAUUGCAAGGGAUCUUGGGAUAACAGAAGUUUUUAUGCACAAGUAUGCCGGUAUACUUUCCGCUUAUGGUAUCGCAUACGCUGAUGUUGUUCAUGAAGAGCAAAAACCUUCGACGUACAUCUUAAAAAAAAAUAGCUAUCCAGCGAUUGUUGAACAACUUAAGAAACUGGAGAACCAGUGUGUUAAAGAGCUUAAAGUUCAGGGAUUUUUGCCUGAUAACAUUCAGUGCCAACAUUUUUUGAAUUUGCGUUACGAAGGUACUGACGGGAGUCUGAUGUGCUCAUCCAAAAACAAUAACUGGUCCGACAACAUGGAAAGUUUUGAAACUACAUUCUUAACAAGGUAUAAAGCAGAAUUUGGCUUCGUCAUCCCUGAUAGAAACAUUCUUGUUGAUGACAUACGAGUCAGAGGUGUGGGCUUAUCUAAGCCCAGAAAAGAAAGCGUUAUGAAACCUUCUAAAGGAAAAUGUAUCCCUGAAAAUGUUGUAAAGGUGUAUUUUGAAACGUUCGGUUAUUUGAACACAGAUGUAUUUACUUUACAAUUUCUAAUUUAUGGCCAUAAAAUUAAAGGGCCUGCGUUGAUUAUGGACGAGUUGAGCACCAUUUUGAUUGAACCGCAUUGUGAAGCUACAAUCACAGAGACGGGUGAUAUAAUCGUCAAAAUAGAAAAACUCGGAAAAAAAAAAGUAGGCCAAGAGCUCAAUGCAAUUCAGCUGAGCAUUUUUUCACAUAGAUUUAUGAGCAUUGCCGAACAGAUGGGAAGGGUUUUGCAGAGAACAGCAAUAUCUACUAACAUCAAAGAAAGACUGGACUUUUCCUGUGCUUUAUUUGGACCUGACGGUGGAUUGGUUUCCAAUGCUCCACACAUACCAGUUCAUUUGGGAUCAAUGCAAGACACUGUUCAAUUUCAGUUAAAACUACUCGGUAAUUCUUUAAAAGAGGGAGAUGUAAUUUUAUCAAACCACCCAAAGGCAGGAGGAUCUCACUUGCCUGAUCUUACAGUUAUAACACCUGUGUUUUACAAGAAUGUUAAAAGACCUGUUUUCUUUGUCGCCUGUCGAGGCCAUCAUGCCGAUAUUGGUGGUAUCACUCCUGGUUCGAUGCCACCUCACUCGAAACACAUUUUAGAAGAAGGCGCUUCUUUCAAGAGUUUUUUUCUUGUUCGUGAUGGCCACUUCCAUGUAAAAGAGCUCGAGGAAGAGCUUAUGAAGCCGGCCAAAAGGCCAGGCUCAUCAGGAACACGGAAUCUCCAUGAUAACAUUGCAGACCUCCAAGCGCAAAUUGCAGCUAAUCAGAAGGGAAUUAUUUUAGUCAAUGAAUUAAUCAAUGCUUAUGGGUUAGACGUUGUACUAUCUUAUAUGGAUUACAUACAACAAAACGCCGAAUUAGCAGUGCAAGACUUGUUAAAAACAGUUGGCAAAAGACAACUUGAACAACAUGGUACGACAAAACUAUUUUCAGAAGAUUUCCUCGAUGAUGGUUCGCGAAUUUGUUUAACCGUCAAUAUUGACAUUAAUAAAGGAACAGCUGUAUUUGACUUUACGGGCUCUGGUUAUGAAGUUUGGGGAAACUGUAAUGCACCAAAGGCAAUAUCUAGUUCAGCACUUAUCUAUUGCUUGCGUUCUAUGGUUGGACAUGAUGUACCUCUAAAUCAGGGUUGCUUAGCACCUAUAAAAUUGAUUUUACCAAAAGGUUCUAUUCUUGAUCCAUCAGACGAUGCAGCAGUCGUUGGAGGGAACGUUCAAACUUCGCAGAGAAUAGUUGAUGUCAUUUUGAACGCUUUUAAGGCUUGCGCUGCAUCCCAGGGUUGCAUGAAUAACGUGACUUUUGGACAGAAAUCUUGGGGCUAUUAUGAAACAAUAGCAGGCGGAGCAGGAGCUGGGCCUUCGUGGAACGGGCGGAGCGGUGUACACACUCACAUGACAAACACUCGAAUCACGGACCCUGAGAUUUUGGAAAACCGUUAUCCGAUUAUUUUGGAAGCGUUUAAUCUGAGAGAAAACUCUGGUGGCAAUGGAGCUUUCAGAGGCGGAGAUGGAGUCAAUAGAAUACUACUUUUUAGAAAUCAUAUUUCAUUAUCUAUACUUACAGAAAGGCGUGUUUUUCAUCCCUAUGGCUUGGAAGGUGGAUCUCCAGGAGCAAAAGGUGUUAAUCUCAUGCACAGACGAGAUGGAAGAAUUAUAUAUCUGCAGUCAAAAACUGCUAUAGAUGUCGAACCAGGGGACAGUUUCCAAAUUUUAACCCCUGGUGGUGGCGGCUGGGGGAAGCCAGGCAGUCGUGGAAGGGCCGGCGUUAGCUCCGAUGAGAAAAAUCCCUGCUACGCUGAAAAAGGGAGUGUUUUCGAAUACAAACAAGCUCAAAUUUCUGCGUAGAUUGACUCUGGGAUUAAACUGUUAAGUUUGUAAUUGAAAAACAUACAGAAAUAUUUUAUAUAACUGUUACUGUUGUAAUUAAUGUGGAUCAUUGUUAAUAAA
Messenger RNA from Cimex lectularius (bed bug), 4081 nucleotides. Its product is annotated as 5-oxoprolinase. The coding region runs from base 116 to 3979 and encodes 1287 amino acids. Gene Ontology annotation, molecular function: 5-oxoprolinase (ATP-hydrolyzing) activity. NCBI's taxonomy places the organism in Eukaryota, Metazoa, Arthropoda, Insecta, Hemiptera, Cimicidae. Gene Ontology annotation, cellular component: cytosol. Gene Ontology annotation, biological process: glutathione metabolic process. The transcript is spliced from 20 exons. The record is from RefSeq and is a predicted model, not a curated record.